Triticum dicoccoides is the source of this 6072-nucleotide messenger RNA. RefSeq names its product putative disease resistance protein RGA4. The transcript is spliced from 11 exons. Gene Ontology annotation, molecular function: ADP binding. NCBI's taxonomy places the organism in Eukaryota, Viridiplantae, Streptophyta, Magnoliopsida, Poales, Poaceae. The record is from RefSeq and is a predicted model, not a curated record. The coding region runs from base 1695 to 5543 and encodes 1282 amino acids.
GACAGCUACCACCGUCCGUCCUCCUCACUUAUUACUCUCCCUCUCUCCCCCAUUCGAUCAAUCAAUCAAUCCCCUUCCCCACUCACAAUCCCUAGUACAUACAGUACAGUAAAUCGGAGCUGCCGGAGGCGCCAGACGACCGCCGGACGAAUCGGAGCGCGGGGCGAGCCUCUCCGACCUCCUUCUCUCCGGGUCCAGCCAGCGCAAGGGCCUCCACGCGCGGCCGGUCCUCACCUUAACCCCCUGAGCUGAGCUGAGCUGGUCGACGAGCCUGCCCUGCCGCCGCGCGAAUCACAAGGAGGCGCCGCCGGCCGCGGUGCGACCCCCGUAUCCAGGCUUCAGCGCCAAGGAUCUCACACAAGUAGAGUAUAUGCACCUGCUCGUCCACCCCUUCGUCUUGAUUAUCUUUCUGGUUUGCCCGGCACAACUCUGCAGUUUGCUCGCUUUGGGACAACACUCACCAGAUCUGAUUCCUCUCCAGGUUCAGCCAUACCAAGGAUCGAUCUCACUGUGGGGGUGUGCUACUGCUACGGUACCUGCAUUUGCUUCCAUUUCUGCUCACAAGCAUAUGCACCUGCAUCUCUACUCCGUGGUUAUUUAUUUUAGUCCGUGGUGGAUCUCUUGCAUGCUCUGGUUCAGGUUCAUCUUAGUUGGAACAUUUGCCCAUUUGCUAAUUCUAGUUCGUAACUUGGUAAAUUAUCUUUCUUGUUCGCCUGGCAGAUCUCUCAAGUUUGGAACGUUUACUCUUGCAUUUCACCAAAGUUUGGUCGCUCACGAGGCUGCUGUCACCGCCACAGUCUUCAUCUUGGUUGCCAGUCAACAGCACCGUUUCCUCUCUUGUUAUUUAUCUCUCAAGAUUUAGCUCAAGUGCAGCCAUUAACUCUGAGCAUUGGUUUCCAGUACAGCCUCCAUCAGUCACAACCUCCUUUUCAAAAAAAAAAGCCUCCAUCAGUCACAACCAAUUGAGACAACCAACAUCCAGUAAAAUGGCUUAACUGCAGCUCCGAUUCCCCCCCAUUCUCCACUCUGAACGGUAGCGCCAACUUCUGCACCACCACCAACAAUUAUGAAGUAGAAGGCGUCCAGCUUGGUUGCAACCCUUCGUCCUGUCUGAACUACUGCCCUGAAUAAUUCCCCACUCUGAACUGUAGCUCUGGUUCCCCGUGCUCCCUGUGCAGUUGUGGUUCUGCUUGUGCUGUGAGUGCUGUCCAUUAGGAAGCUUAGUACAAGUCCCCUGGAUUUUCCUGAUCUCAAGUUUGGUGGCUUGGGACAACUCUGGUGUUGAGGUUGUGUUCGCUGUCUUGGUGGUGCUGUCUGGUUCUGCACUGUGCUGCAGUUGUUGUUGUACAAGGUGAUGCAGGCGUGUGACGGCAUCCCUUCGUCCUGAUCUCCCAAGUUUGGUCGCUCGGGAGAACAGAGAACACUAGUGUUUUUGAGGCUGCUGUCACCGCCGCGGUCUUAAUCUUGUCGUUGCUGCGUCGAGGACACCAGUACAGCCUCCAUCGCUCACAACAAAUUGAUCCACACAAACAUCUAAAAAAUGGUUGAACUGCAGCUCCGAUUCCCCGCCAUUCUCCACUCUGAACUGCAGCUAUGAUUCCCCGUGUUCCUCCAGGUUCAGUGCAAAGGAUCUCAGCGUGGGCUGCGCUAAGUUGUGGUUCUUGAGUGUGCUGCUGCGAGCUCCGAGCAUUGCGAUGGCAGAGCUGGUGGCCACCAUGGUGGUCGGGCCGCUGCUGUCCAUCGUGAAGCAGAAGGCGUCCAGCUACCUGCUGGACAAGUACAAGGUGAUGGAUGGCAUGGAGGAGCAGCAUAGGGUGCUCAAGCGCAAGCUGCGAGCCAUCCUUGACAUCAUUGCCGACGCCGAGCAGGCGGCGUCCCACAGGGAUGGGGCCAUGGCCUGGCUGGAGGAAGUCAAGAGGGUGGCCUACGAAGCGAACGAGGUGUUCGACGAGUUCAAUUAUGAGGCGCUCCGCCGUGAGGCCAAGAAGAACGGGCACUACGUCAAGCUUGGCUUCGAUGCAGUGAAGCUCUUUCCCACACACAACCGUUUUGCAUUCCGCAACAAAAUGGGGAAGAAGCUCUGCAGGGUUCUGCAGUCCCUUGAAGUCCUUGUGGCUGAGAUGAAUGCAUUUGGGUUUAAAUAUCAGCAGCAAGCACCGGCAUCCAAGCAGUGGAGGAAGACGGAUCAUGUUAUCUUUGAUCCAAAGGAAAUCAUCAGCAGAUCGAGAAGCCAAGAUACUAAGAAUAUUGUUGCCACACUACUUGGUCAUGCUAGCAAUGAAAAUCUCAUGGUUCUUCCCAUCGUUGGAGUAGGGGGGCUAGGCAAGACCACCUUAGCGCAACUCAUUUACAACGAACCUGAAGUUCAGAAGCAUUUUGAGUUGUUGAUUUGGGUUUGUGUCUCUGACAACUUCGAUGUGGAUUCCCUGGCUAACAGUAUUGUUGAAGCAGCAACUCCAAACAGAAAUACAGCCGAAGCAACUUCCAAGAAAAGACCACUGGAUAGGCUUCAAGAUGGACUAAGCGGGCAUAGGUAUCUCCUUGUAUUGGAUGACGUCUGGAACCGAGAGAGCGAUAAGUGGGAAAUGCUCAAGGCCCGUCUUACACAUAGUGCCAAGGGUAGUGUAGUUCUGAUAACUACUCGUGAUGGAGGAGUUGCAAAAAUAAUGGGUUCAGUGAAACCCUAUGAUCUCGCAGGGCUGGAGGAUGACUUCAUCAAGGAAAUUAUCGAGACAAGAGCAUUCAAUAUGCAGAAGGAAGAAGAAAGGCCAGCUGUGCUAGUGAAAAUGGUUGGUGAGAUCGUGAAGAGAUGUCGUGGCUCUCCUUUGGCCGCAACAGCACUGGGUUCUGUACUGUAUACAAAGACCAGCGAAGAAGAAUGGAAAGCUAUAUCAAGCAGAAGCAAUGUUUGCACCGAGGAGUCUGGAAUUUUACCAAUACUCAAGCUCAGCUACAAUGACUUGUCAGCACAGAUGAAGCAGUGCUUUGCUUUCUGUGCUGUGUUUCCCAAGGAUUAUGAGAUUGAUGUGGACAAGCUGAUCCAACUAUGGAUCGCACAUGGCUUUAUCCAGGACCAGAGAGAAGUUAGUCUCGAAACCAUUGCCAAAUGGAUUUUCAGUGAGCUGACCUCAAGGUCAUUCUUUGUGGAUGUGAAGCAAGUUGAAGUUGAAUGCUACGAAAUUGGGUUCAUCAGAUGUGUUGAUCGUUAUUACAAACAAACAUGUAAAAUCCAUGAUCUUAUGCAUGAUGUUGCACUUUCUACAAUGGAAAAAGAAUGUGCUCUUGCACCUGACAAACCACUUGCCUCUCAGGCUGAGUGGCUUCCAGAUACAGCUCGCCACUUACUUUUGUCUUGUGAACAACCAGAAACUAUAUUGAAUGAAUCUCUGGUGAAAAGAUCUCCGGCAAUCCAGACACUUAUGUGUGAUAUGUACAUGGAAGGUCCAUUGCGGCAUUUAUCAAAAUACAGCUCUUUGAAGGCAUUACGGCUCUUUAUACGAAGCAGCUCAUUCCCUUUGAAAUCAAAGCAUCUGCAUCACCUAAGGUACCUUGAUCUCUCUAGAAGUGAUAUCGAAGCACUUCCUGAAGAUAUAAGCAUUCUACACAACCUGCAAACAUUGAAUAUCUCUAGCUGCCAACAACUUCAUCGGCUUCCAAGUCAAAUGAGUUAUAUGACAUCCCUUCGUCACCUCUACAAUCAUGGUUGUCCGAAGAUAAGGAGCAUGCCUAGUGACCUCCGAAAACUCAUGUCACUGCAGACACUUACAUGUUUUGCAGCAAGUCGUACUGGCUCUGGGUGCAGUGAUGUUGGAGAGUUGCAGCAUUUAAACCUUGGUGGACAGCUAGAGCUAAGGCGGCUAGAGAAUGUCACAGAAGAAGAUGCAAAAGCGGCAAACCUCGAAAAGAAGAAGGAACUCCGAGAACUGACAUUAGGAUGGACUGUUGGUAGUAUGGACGAUGCACGAGUGCUCGAGGUUCUAAAACCACAUCAUGAGUUGCAGGCUGUAAGGAUAAAUUUGUACGGAGGCACCGCCUUUCCAACAUGGAUGGGUAUGUUGCAAAACAUGGUUGAGAUCCAUCUUUACUAUUGUAAAAGAGUGCGAUGGUUAUUCAGUUGUGGUACGUCCUUCUCUUUUCCAAAUCUGAUGGUGUUUACACUAAAAGGUCUGGAAUGUUUGAAGGGGUUGUGGGAAAUCACAAACAAGGAACAGGGUGAAGAGAUAAUAUUUCAGCAGCUUGAGAAGUUAUGUACUGUUGAAUGUGGAAAAUUGACAGCGUUACCAGAAGCAACAUUGCUUAGACAAUCUUAUGGUACAAUGGCACCGUCAGCAUUUCCAGCAUUAAAGGUUCUCGAAUUGAUAAACUUGAGAAACUUUGAGAGAUGGAAUUCGGUCGUAGGAUCUCAAGGAGAAGAUAUCAUUUUUCCUCAUCUUGAGAAGAUAUAUGUUAUAGGCUGUGAGAAGAUGACAACAUUACCAGGACAGCAAAAGGUUGAAUCACCAAAGCUCCGUGUAUUGGACAUGGAGGGAAGUGAGGAAGAGAUGUUCCUGUGGGUAGCUAGACAUAUGACUUCAUUGACCAGUCUGAAACUCAAGAACCUUGAAGAUACAGAAACAACCUCAGCAGCGGGGGCUGAUCAUAGUUUGACACAAGUGGUGGACACCAUGGAAAAAUGGAACCGUCAUGAUUUCCCUUUGGCAGAUAUGAAGUUAACUGGCCUUAAGUCGGGUGUAACAGAGCUAUGUGCAUGUUUUGUACAGCUUCAAGAUUUGUGCAUUCAUGAUUGUGCUGCACUUGUCCACUGGCCAGAGAAAGAGUUCCAAAGCUUGGUAUUCUUGAGGGUUCUAAGGAUAAGGGGCUGCAAACAACUGGUUGGAUACACACAAGCUCCUGCAGCUGUGUCAUCAACAUCAUUAGAAUCCUCGAGCCAUCUCCUGCCACGUCUCGAGUUCCUUGAUAUAGAUGGUUGUGAAAGCAUGGUAGAGUUGUUCAAACUCCCUGCAUCCCUGAGGGGAAUGGAAAUUGUUAAUUGCACUAAGCUCAAGUCCACAUGCAGCAGGAUGCUGCAGGAAAGACAGUCACCAUCAUCGAAUCUUCAAGGGGGGUCACAUGUAUAUUCAGAGGUGUCACCAUCAUCAGCUGUAUCCAGGGCGGAGCAUUUUCCCUUUCCAUGUUUAGAAUAUAUAUACAUAAAAAAGUGUGAUAGCUUAACAGGGCUCCUCAGUCUGCCUCCGUCCCUUGAAACAAUAAUGGUUUCUAGGUGUGAUCAGUUAAGAUCAGUGGAAUCUCACUCGGGAGAGUUCCCAUCGUUGGAACGCCUUGACAUCGUUGGAUGCAAAACCCUGUCAUCCCUACCGGAUGGGCCACAAGCAUACUCAUCUCUCCAGAGGCUUGAGAUUAGAAACUGUCCUGGUAUAAAGAGGCUCCCUACAUGCCUGCAAGAACGUCUAAGCAGCCUUGAGGAGAAAGAUCUAGAUGGCCAUUAUCAAGAGCCCAGUCUUAUGAAGCCCAAGACAUGGAGAAAUGCCUUCCGCAAGGAUUAGGGAGCUGUCAAUAUGCAACACCGUCACCAUGGGAUCCUCCAACAAACAGCAGCAGCAGAUUUGAUUCGAUUAUAAGGAAGGGGUCGAUGAUCACUAAAUUCUGAGCUUCCUUCGUCUGGUGUUGAUUGUGGGCGGCUCCUUUGCGGAACUGUUUCCGCACAUACAAGCUGCCAAGUGCCAAGCUAUACCAUGGCUGUGAUCUCUGCCUGUGGUUUGGAACACUUUUGUGUCACCCAGAUACAUGUCCUGUGGUGUUGAUUGCGCGUGGCUCAUUAUCAGAACUGGUUCCGCAGAUACAGUCUAGACGGAACUGGUGCAUAUAUAUGCCAAGAAUUCAGUCACACUCCACCAGGUUCAUAUGUAAAGUAGUAGCAAGUAUUGUCUCUUGUGAGUUGGAACACUUGAGUGUUUAUCACAUUUUAAGCAGCAAAUUCAGACAUCCUUCCAGAUAUGCUCUACUACUUGAGCUGGAUGAAUUGCUCUAGCUAGCAAUACGUAGUUAAACUAAGAGAGUCUUGAUUUCGUGUUU